GUGGUGAAAGGCCUCAAUGGGGAGAGGUCUUUCGAAUUAAAGAUUAAAUACGAACGUAGCAUCACUUUCACCAUCUUUUCUGUAAGUAACCACUCGAUAACCACUUAUACAAUCAAGCAAUUAUGGCGCUGACAUUGAUAUUAUCUCAGGUAAUCAGCCAACUCUCUGGCGUUAGCUCGUGUUCGACAACGUCUCCAUCAACCAUAUGCUUUCUGUCGCAGACCGCCACAGCUACAACAACCACGGUAGCUUCAACCACCACCAUUGAAUGGAGCAUGCCGUUAGUAAACAGCACCCCAACAAGUGAUUAUACUUCAGAACCGACACUGUAUCAAGAUUGCUCCACAGCAAGCGGCGUGGUUCCUCUACCAAACUACACACCACAGGAUCUCUCUUAUCGCCAUGAAUUGUUAAAAUCAGUUGAAAACGAGGUUGGCCAUCUAUUAUCUGUUGAGAACAUCACCAGCGACAACAGUUUGUCUAUUCAAAGCCGUCUCAAAGAUAUAAACAAAGUGCACAAAAUACCAGGCUGUGUGCUAAAGCUCAGUUAUGAGUUUGCCAAAUUUUCAUACAACUACGGACUCCCAAUGACUAAAAGCACAUGGAGAGCGUUCACAACCGUUGUGAAUUUGGCAUCUGGUGAACAAAUCUUUCAUAAGGGAGAAACCAGGAGAACGGGCAUAAAGAGGCUUGUGAAGUUGCUCGAUAACAAGGUGGCCAGCGAUUACCCGAAAAUCAAAAGGGAGUUUGACCCUUCACUCGCCAAGUUGGAAGUGCUAUUCAAAAAGUCUGGAGUGGCUUCACUAGUAGAAGAGCUUCCAUUAGUCCAGUCUGAUGAUCAAUUCCAACAGCUAAAGAGAGUUAUCGAUGUCACUGGGUACCAUUGUGAAGUCACGGUCAAGGUCUCUGAGCCUGUCAACGGAGAAGCUGGGAUGAACAUCACCAUUGUUGUUGAUGAACUAUCCCCCUUGGAUAACCAGCCACUUAUACGACAUAACAAUUCAUACUUUGUUCCAACGUUUGCGGGAACCAUUGAUGAAGACCUCUUGGAGGAGGCGUUGAAUGGCAUAAUGGAGAAGCUCAUUGAUGGUUUGGAUAACUUUGGAACGAAAGGUGUCAAUUCCCAUAGCUGAAGGCACACCUUCACACGUUGGCCACAUAUGUAUGGUUAUGUAUAAAUAUGUAUACAUAUGUAUCACAAUGCAUCCGUAUCUCUAUAUUUACCCAAAGCAGUAAU
Williopsis jadinii is the source of this 1237-nucleotide messenger RNA. RefSeq lists its product as uncharacterized. The transcript has a single exon. The record is from RefSeq and is a predicted model, not a curated record. The coding region runs from base 123 to 1133 and encodes 336 amino acids. Lineage: Eukaryota; Fungi; Ascomycota; Saccharomycetes; Phaffomycetales; Wickerhamomycetaceae.